AUGUCAACCCAGAGUCAGACAGCUCUCAUUCACAGAUUCAAUGGGAUUCCCUUUACAACUAGGUCAUCACCAGAUCUUCUAAAAUCCUUGGAUGCCUUUGAUGCUAGAGAAGAUGACAUCCUUUUGGUUUCCUAUCCAAAGUCUGGCACUCACUGGCUUGCACAAAUUAUAAUGCAGAUUUACACUCCCAAAGUCACCCUAACAUCACCUAUUGAGUUUGGAGACAUCUCCAGAGUGGAAGAACUGAACAAUCUUUCAUCCAAGAGAAUCAUCCCAACGCACUUGGACUACAACAUGUUACCGUCAAAUUUUAAGGUCAAACAAUGCAAGGCCUUCUACAUCAUCAGAAAUCCAAAAGAUACUGCAGUUUCCAUGUAUCACUACUACAGAGAUAACCCAAAUCUCCCCACCAUAGAUUCAUGGACUGUUUUCCUCGAGCUGUUCUUAAGGGGAGAUGUUGUCUGUGGAUCCUGGUUUGAUCAUUUCUUAAGCUGGGAAGAGCAUAAAAAUGACCGAAACAUCUUAUUUUUAUUCUAUGAAGACAUGAAGAAGGAUCUUCCUAAGGUUGUGAAGAAAAUGAGUGUAUUUCUGGGAGUAAACAUCAGUGACAGUGAAAUCAAAGAGAUUUGUGAGAAGUCGUCAUUCACUGAGAUGAAAAGCAACGUAGAAAAAGAAAACAGUGACACAAAUCACACCGUUUGUGCACUCACAUCCAAUAGGAAGCUGAUAUUCCGAAAAGGUGCUGUUGGUGACUGGAAAAACCACUUCACUCCAAAAGAAAACAAAAUGUUUGAGGAAAUGUUUAAUAAGAAGAUGAAAUUGAGCGAACUGGCCAAACAUAUCAUAUAUGAAUGCUGACAUCAAAUGAAGAGUGCUAGCCC
Messenger RNA from Emys orbicularis (European pond turtle), 881 nucleotides. RefSeq names its product sulfotransferase 6B1-like. The record is from RefSeq and is a predicted model, not a curated record. Gene Ontology annotation, biological process: sulfation. Gene Ontology annotation, molecular function: sulfotransferase activity. The transcript has 6 exons. NCBI's taxonomy places the organism in Eukaryota, Metazoa, Chordata, Testudines, Emydidae. The coding region runs from base 1 to 858 and encodes 285 amino acids. Gene Ontology annotation, cellular component: cytoplasm.